This is a messenger RNA of Pseudophryne corroboree (corroboree frog), 2854 nucleotides long. RefSeq names its product drebrin 1 (gene DBN1). Bases 112 to 1932 code for a protein of 606 amino acids. Gene Ontology annotation, molecular function: actin filament binding. Gene Ontology annotation, biological process: regulation of actin filament polymerization; postsynaptic actin cytoskeleton organization; neuron projection morphogenesis. The record is from RefSeq and is a predicted model, not a curated record. NCBI's taxonomy places the organism in Eukaryota, Metazoa, Chordata, Amphibia, Anura, Myobatrachidae. The transcript has 13 exons. Gene Ontology annotation, cellular component: lamellipodium; postsynaptic density; site of polarized growth.
CAGCUGCAGUCGUUGCCCCCUCCUCUCUCCAUCCCUCUCUCCUCAUCCCUCCCUCAGUCCGCUGCUGCUUCGUCUCUCCAUCCCCCGGCACACAGCAAACCUGCAGCCGGCAUGGCCUCCGUCAGCUUCAAACCCCACCGCCUGGAGCUGCUGGCUGUCUAUCAGGAUGUCAUCCAGGAGCAGAGCCCCACAGACUGGGCAUUGUACACAUACGAAGAUGGCACAGACAACCUCAUGCUGGCAGCAUCAGGGGGUGGUGGCUUGCAUGGCCUUGCAAGCCAUUUUGAGAUCCAGAAAGUGAUGUAUGGCUUCUGCAGUGUGAAGGAGCCCCAUGCAAUGCUAGCUCGAUAUGUGCUCAUCAACUGGGUUGGUGAAGAUGUACCUGAUGCCAGGAAGUGUGCAUGUGCCAGUCAUGUAGCACAGGUGGCAGAUUUUUUCCAGGGUGUGGAUGUCAUAGUGAAUGCCAGCAGUGUGGAGGACAUAGAUCCUAUGGCCAUCAGUCAGCGCCUAUCCAAUGGCUCUGGACGACUUGCUAGUCCUGUCCUACAGCGGCUGCAGGUCCGAGAAGAGGGAAGUGGUGAUCCUGUGGGAACCAAUUACCAGAAAACAAAUGCAGCUGUGGAAAUGAAACGGCUCAAUAGGGAACAGUUCUGGGAGCAAGCAAAAAGAGAGGAGGAGGAGAGGAAGCAGGAAGAGAGGCAAAAGGCUCUUGAAGAGAGGCUACGCUUUGAGCAGGAACGCAUGGAGCAGGAGCGGAAAGAACAAGAAGAACGCGAGAAACGUUACCAAGAAAGAGAGCAGCAGAUAGAGGAACACAGUGGUUGUGUUGUCUGGUUCACUGACAGAAGGAAGCUACAAGAUGAGGAGGAAGAGGAGACAAAAAAAAGAUUACAGAGCAACUCUAUAUUUAAUUGUCUGUUUAUACCCUGCCAGAUGGAUCAGAGGGACGAGGAGGAGGGGGCAGAGCAGAAGAGGACAGAAAGUGAAGUGGAGGAAGCUGCAGCCAUUAUUGCGCAGCGCACAGAAAAUCCACGGGAAUUUUUCAAGCAGCAAGAGAGAGCCACAUCAGAUGGCAGUGUUUUGUUGUUAACCCCUAGGACGGCAGUGAGAAGUUCCUCAGAAGCAGGACCACCUCAUUCUCCGGAAAAAGAACGUCGUAGUAGCUUAGGUGAAGAGUGGAACAAAGCCCUGAGUUCAGCGGAACCUGUUCAGGAUGGAGCAUGGCAGCCACAGGGGCUCACAGAAGAUGUGUUUAUGGAGACACGAGAUGAGGAUGUGGGAUUCCCGGCUGCUCCUCAGUUGACAGGGAGUGAGGAGGAAGCGGUAAUGGAGCUGGGAGAGGUUGACUUAAUGUCAAGUGAUCAUCCACCUCCAAAACAAGAAUCCUCUAAUCUGCUGGAUCUGUGGCAGAAUGAUGAACCCCAGGAGUCUACCUGGACAGAUGGCAAUUUGAUGACUACUCAUGAGACCAUCCACACAGAGCAGAAGGUUGUUGGGGAAACAGAGGUAUGUCCCCCUGUCCCUGAUGAUAAUCUGCUGAACUUUGAGGAGCUACCACAACCGCCCCCUACGUUCUGUGACAUGGAGGCAGAGGAGGAUCCCCAGAGUAUCAUUCACAUUGAAGGUCCUCAUCAGAUGACUCUAAGCUAUCAGCAUGCACUGCAGGAAGCCUCUUGCCACCAGCCAGAACUCACAGACUCUCUGACGAAUGGGGAGACGUCACAAAGAGAAGGAACUCAGGCAAGUGAAGGGUAUUUCAGCCAGUCACAAGAUGAAGACUUUGCUCAGCCCGAUGACAUGUCUGCAAAAGCUCCACCGCCAGUGUUUUACAACAAGCCACCAGAGAUUGACAUUACAUGUUGGGACUCUGACCCAGUGAUGGAAGAAGAAGAUGAUGACGAAGAGGGAAGAGGCUUUGGUGAAAAUGCUUAAUAAACCUGGUCUCCCAUUUACAUGUGCCGAAAAGACGUGACAAAGAAAAAAAACAUGUGACACAGCCGUGUGACAGAAGUAUUGUAGUAAUGGCUGAGGCUUCUGCCCCCACUGGAGCCAUGCUCUAGUAAGACCCUGUCUGCUCCCCUCCCCCCACACUUUACCACCAUGUGAGUUUUUGGGGGUGGGAGGCAGACGGUCCCUUACUGUCCCCACCUUUUAGUUAUUCUUUUCUAUAUAUACUAAUGCGCCAGUCGUAGCCUUAGUGGCUUUUCUUUUACUUUGUUUGACAGGAUUACGGAGAUUGCUAUUACUCCCCCUAGGUUAACCAGAACUGGUGCAUCAGAGCCAGGAGCAGCGGCCUGUCACCUGGUUCAGUCAUUGUUAUUAGCUGGAAUAACAAUUUAUCAUAUUUUUAUUUUCUUUUUCUUUGACCAGCCUGUUCCUGACUGCCUUUUGCAUUCGGAUUGAAGGAUGCAGAGAGGAUUUCUUGUUGUAGUUUUAUCUUUGUAACUUGUCCAUGCAGCUUUUUUUGAGAAAACAAAAUAGAAACUUAUGGCAAUAAUUAACCCUAACUACACCUGCACAACCCCACAGGGCAGGGGGGUGGGGGCAUAUUUUCCGCUGUAGCACUCUCCUCCCUUCCAUAUUAUGAAUUUGCUCUUUGCUCCUAUUUAUUCCCUGGAUGCGGGGGUGCCAUGCCUUGUUCUUGGAUCGUUGGCUCCUGCGGGUAGGUCGGUGGAGGAGGGAUGUUGUGCACACAGAUAAUCUUUUUGCCCCUUCUGUUGUCCACUUCUUUGACUCCUCAUUUCAUUACCUACAGCAAAGCUUUUUUUCUUCAUGUUUAGUACCGUUCUGAAAGCACAACACUGUACAGACUGUGCUCGUGUGUUAAUAAAGGAGUCUGGAUCCAACCAUAUAA